GGCAGGGCUAGGAACCGCAGCUGAGACAGCAAUCACCGCGCCUGCUGUCAACCCGGGUGUAGUGCAUCACCCUGAGCCCACCUACCGAGGGUGCCUCCUCCGUUCCCUGGGGUUUCGGGAGCCCUGAGGGACGAAGCGGCAGGGACGCCUCCCUUCAGAGAGGAGGCGACGUCGCAGCCCCGGAUGCGUCCAGAGGGCGCGGGAAUGGAGCUCGGCGGCUGCGAGGAGCGCUUGCCGGAGGAGAGCAGGAGGGAGCACUGGCAGCUGCUGGGUAAUUUGAAGACUACCGUGGAGGGUUUGGUGUCAGCCAACAGUCCCAACGUCUGGUCCAAGUAUGGUGGCCUGGAACGGCUUUGCAGGGACAUGCAGAGCAUCCUCUAUCAUGGGCUCAUCCAUGACCAGGUGUGUUGCCACCAGACUGAUUACUGGCAGUUUGUGAAGGACAUCCGCUGGCUCAGUCCCCACUCAGCCCUUCAUGUGGAGAAGUUCAUCAGCCUGCACGAGAAUGGCGAGAGCAGCACCGAUGGCAUGAGCGAGCAUGCUGUUGCCAAGUUGUGGCUGCAGCAUAGCUUGCAGUGCCACUGUCUUUCCGCCCAGCUCCGGCCUCUGCUCGGGGACAGGCAGUAUAUCAGAAAAUUCUACACAGAUACUGCUUUCUUGCUAAGCAACGCCCACGUCACGGCCAUGCUCCAGUGCCUGGAAGCAGUGGAACAGAACAACCCCCGCCUCCUGGCUCAGAUUGAUGCAUCUAUGUUUGCCAGAAAGCAUGAGAGCCCGUUGCUGGUAACCAAGAGCCAGAGCCUGACAGCUCUGCCUGGAUCCACAUACACCCCUUCAACCAGCUAUGCUCAGCAUUCCUACUUUGGGUCCUUCUCUAGCCUCCACCAGUCCGUACCUAACCACGGCUCAGAAAGAAGAUCUACUUCCUUUUCACUCUCUGGCCCUCCCCCAAAACCUCAAGAGAGCAGAGAGCACAUCUCACCAGCGCAGGAUCAAGUCUUCCAAGCUCCCCUGCUUCCAGUCUCGGCAUUAGCCAGGGAAACCCCCUCAACCCCAAACGAGAUGAGCUCUAGCACUCUGACCAGUCCGCUAGAGGCAUCCUGGGUCAGCAGCCAGAAUGAUUCCCCCAGUGAUGCCAGCGAGGGGCCCGAGUACUUGGCCAUUGGCAGCCGGGACCCCCGAGGCCGGCCUGCCAGCUGUCAGAGCCACAGCAGCAAAGCUGAGAGCAGCGCCUCCACCUCAUUCUCCUCCAGCGGCUCGCAGAAGCUGGCUUCUGCCGCUUCUCCCCAAGGCGAGCAGGAGGGAGGCGGGCAGGGCCAGCUGUCCAGCAGCCUUCGCAGGUCCAGCUUCUCGGAGGGGCAGACCCUCACUGCCACCGGUGGAACAAAGAAGAGCCAUACUCGCUCCCAUUCAGAUACCAACAUUGCCUCCAGAGGAGCCCCAGAAUCCUGCAAUGAUAAGUCGAAGUUGAGAGGCCCCUUGCCCUACUCUGGCCCAAGCAGUGAAGUCAGCACACCCAGCUCUCUGUACAUGGAGUAUGAGGGUGGUCAGUUCCUGUGCUCGGGGGAGGGCAUGUUCCGAAGACCAUCGGAAGGACAGUCCCUCAUCAGCUACCUGUCUGAGCAAGACUUUGGAAGCUGUGCAGACCUAGAAAAGGAGAACGCCCACUUCAGCAUCUCAGAGUCCUUGAUUGCUGCCAUUGAGCUCAUGAAGUGCAACAUGAUGAGCCAGUGCCUAGAAGAGGAGGAAGAAGAAGAGGAAGACAGCGAUAGAGAGAUCCAGGAACUGAAGCAGAAGAUCCGCCUGCGUCGCCAGCAGAUCCGCACCAAGAACCUGCUCCCCGGGUACCAGGAGGCUGAGCACGGAAGUUUUCGGGUCACUUCUAGCAGCUCCCAGUUUAGUUCACAUGAUUCAACACAGUUCUCUGACUCUGGCUCUGCUGACGAGGUUGAUGAAUUUGAAAUCCAAGAUGCUGAUAUCAGAAGGAGCACAGCCUCAAACAGCAAAUCCUUCACUUCCUCCCAGUCCUUCUCUCACUGCUUCCUUCACUCCACAUCUGCGGAGGCAGUGGCCAUGGGACUCCUGAAGCAGUUCGAAGGCAUGCAGCUCCCAGCUGCCUCAGAGCUAGAAUGGCUAGUUCCAGAGCAUGAUGCCCCUCAGAAGCUCCUGCCCAUCCCUGACUCACUGCCCAUCUCACCAGAUGACGGGCAGCACGCUGACAUCUACAAGCUGCGGAUUCGUGUUCGUGGCAACCUGGAGUGGGCCCCACCCCGGCCCCAGAUCAUUUUUAAUGUUCAUCCGGCCCCGACGAGGAAGAUCGCGGUGGCCAAGCAGAAUUACCGCUGUGCUGGGUGUGGCAUUCGGACUGACCCUGAUUAUAUUAAGCGGCUGCGGUACUGUGAGUACUUGGGCAAGUACUUCUGUCAGUGCUGCCAUGAAAAUGCUCAGAUGGUCAUCCCCAGCCGGGUUCUGCGCAAGUGGGACUUCAGCAAGUACUAUGUCAGCAAUUUCUCCAAGGACCUGCUUAUUAAGAUCUGGAACGAUCCUCUCUUCAAUGUGCAGGACAUCAACAGUGCCCUCUAUAGGAAGGUCAAGCUGCUCAAUCAAGUCCGGCUGCUGCGGAUCCAGCUGUAUCACAUGAAGAACAUGUUCAAGACAUGCCGACUGGCCAAAGAGCUUCUGGAUUCCUUUGACACAGUUCCAGGCCACCUGACUGAGGAUCUCCACCUGUACUCACUGAAUGACUUGACUGCAACCAGGAAGGGGGAGUUGGGGCCCCGGCUUGCUGAGCUCACCAGGGCAGGGGCUACCCACGUAGAGAGAUGCAUGCUCUGCCAAGCCAAGGGCUUCAUCUGUGAGUUCUGUCAGAAUGAGGAUGACAUCAUCUUUCCUUUUGAGCUCCAUAAGUGCCGGACCUGUGAAGAGUGUAAAGCGUGUUACCAUAAAGCUUGUUUCAAGUCUGGAAGCUGUCCGCGGUGUGAGCGGCUGCAGGCCCGGCGGGAAUUGCUGGCCAAACAGAGCCUGGAGUCUUACAUGUCAGACUACGAGGAGGAACCCAUGGAAGCCUUGGCCGUAGAGGCCACCGUCCUGGAGGCCACCUGAAGAAAGCACAUUAAGCCCUCUUUCCAGGGGCCAGGGUCACACAUAAUGCAGAACUGAGCCACCCUUUUAAGGACUUUCCCCACUUGUUUUUUUUUUUUUUCUUAUUAUCAUUAUUAUUAUUUUUUAACGACUUGUCUAAUGUCCAUGUAAAUCAACCUUUAUUAGGUUGGUGGGGUCCAGUCUGUUAUGACAAUUUGUAGGUACCGGGUAUUUCCAUCAGAACUGACACAUGAGUCCUUAUGUGAAGCUUCUAGUGC
Odobenus rosmarus divergens (Pacific walrus) is the source of this 3359-nucleotide messenger RNA. It is a transcript of the gene RUBCN, whose product is annotated as KIAA0226 ortholog. Gene Ontology annotation, biological process: negative regulation of autophagosome maturation; negative regulation of endocytosis. NCBI's taxonomy places the organism in Eukaryota, Metazoa, Chordata, Mammalia, Carnivora, Odobenidae. The coding region runs from base 184 to 3102 and encodes 972 amino acids. Gene Ontology annotation, cellular component: early endosome; late endosome. Gene Ontology annotation, molecular function: phosphatidylinositol phosphate binding. The transcript is spliced from 20 exons. The record is from RefSeq and is a predicted model, not a curated record.